Galdieria sulphuraria is the source of this 2461-nucleotide messenger RNA. RefSeq lists its product as uncharacterized. The record is from RefSeq and is a predicted model, not a curated record. Gene Ontology annotation, cellular component: NatB complex; cytoplasm. Bases 22 to 2412 code for a protein of 796 amino acids. The transcript is spliced from 5 exons. Gene Ontology annotation, biological process: N-terminal peptidyl-methionine acetylation. Lineage: Eukaryota; Rhodophyta; Bangiophyceae; Galdieriales; Galdieriaceae. Gene Ontology annotation, molecular function: protein-N-terminal amino-acid acetyltransferase activity; protein binding.
GCCUGGAAACUUGCCAUAGGAAUGGAUCAAAAGAAACCUGGAUGGAAAGCACUUGAAGUUUUGAAAGCAGUUAUAUUGGAUAAGUGGGGAAGAACUGAAGAAGCUGACCAAAUGUUGUCAAGGCUUUUUACCGAGAAUAAUCGUGAUUGGCAAGAAGAAACAUUGCAGUCGUUACAAUUUUUUUAUGGUGAACGUAGAGAUUGGUGUUCGUUAGCCCAAGUCUAUCAACAAUUGUGGACCCAAACUAUGAAUUCUACUCUAGGAGAAACCAGUGUUCUUUAUUAUAUACGAGCAAAAGAUUAUUCCGAAGCACAAAAAGUUGCCAGUAAGUUGUAUCGUUGUUACUCUUCUCAUUAUAUGGCGUGGUGGAUUCUCUCUCUUCUAUUGCAAGUUCGUUAUGAAAAGGCUGAUUCGAGGAUAUUGAUGUUGGCAGCUAAAUUGGGUAGCAAGUAUAUUGCAGAGAGUAACUCAAUACCAUCCUCAUUUAUUCGUCUGUAUAUUAUUUUAUUGGAACAAUUGGGAGACUAUGAACAAGCCAAACAAAUAGGAAGACAGUACUUGGACGUGUCUAAUGAUGUGUUGAAAAAGGAUCAUAUGGAAUGGCUUGCCAACCUAUGUUAUCAAAGUGGACAAUAUGAAGAAGCAUUGCAUUAUUAUGAACAAUUGAUUGGACAACAAUUAGAAAACUAUCAUUAUUGGUAUAUGUGGAUGAAAUGUCAGAUAUGGAACAAGAAAGAAGAAAGUGAUUGCCAUUCUAUACAAGCAGAACCCUUUUUACGGAAUCUGUUGGAGCAAAUCCACGAGUUAUUUUCUAGAGCACUAUCCAAUGGGAAUGAUACUUUUCAAGAAGAAAAGAAGAAGGAAGAAGAGGAUUGUAGAACUUUGCAAAGACGAAAAAGAACUCUUUAUAUGAUUCAAAUGGAAACUUGUAGAGAAAUGAUCAUCUCAUGGGAGAACAAGGGUCUUUUCAUGGAUUGCAUUUCACGAGAAUUGUUUGUGAUCAUUCAACAAUAUUUGAACGAUAUGUCAAGUCUACCUUGUUGUUCUACCGAUUUGAAAGCAUUUGUUUCCCUUUUGAAACCUAAUGAAAGAAAUCAGUUGUGCCAACAAAUCAUGGAAACUUUUGCAUCUCGAUCAUCCUCAUCCCUUCUUUCCAAGGAAAGUAUCUUUACUACAAUAGAACAUUUUUGGUUAUUAUUAUCUUUGGAGCCUUCUUCUUUGCCCCGUAUAGAUACUUUAUUGGAUUAUUAUAUUCAGUGGUCUAAAGACCAUUUAGUACCUUUUGAACAUCAAUAUGCAGAUGGAUUGAUUCUAUUGAUUGUCAAUCAAUUGCUAAGUUGCGAUGAACAUUGUCGUUCUCCUCGUUAUUUGUUACAAGCCAUCCAAGUCUUAGAACUUGGUAAACAUUAUAGUCCUUAUGCCUUGGAAUUGAGAUUGUUUUUGGUGAUCUUUUAUGCCUUUUUAGGUUGUUAUGAAAAUGCAAUGGAAGAAUGGAAUGCAAUGGAAUUGAAACAUAUUCAAAUACUCACAUUGAGUUUCUUAUGGGGUCCCUUUGUGCAUCGUUGGUAUGAUGUCAAUGGAAUGCGUUGGUAUCAUAAAAAACUAUCAUUGUUUGAAAAAGAACAUAGCGAAGAGACUCCUGAAGGUAUAUUCUUAGCCAUUCGACAACAAUCCUAUGAAACUGUGUUGGAUAUGAUUCAAUUUCAAUACAAAGUAGAUCAUUCGGAAGCACUUUUGGCUUUUUCCAUUUAUUCUUGUCACGAUACUUUAUUUUAUCAUCAUCGCAAUAGUAUUCGAAGUCUUGAAGGAUUUUCAUCGGAUUGGCUUCGUCUCGUUGGGACAUCUUAUCGUUCUCUUAUCAGACAGUGGAAAGAAGAGACUUGUCUUUUAGAAGAUUUGUAUAUUUUAGAUGACCAUAGUGUUUGGAACAAGAGUUUAGGAAUCAUGAAUGCAGAGAGUUGGUUGGAUAGUGAUGAGAUGAGAGUGUAUCGAGUGAGAUUGGACUAUGUCAAUUUACGUCUUUUGUUAUCUUUCCUAUUAGGAGAAUGGAAGAGUCUUCCUAAUUGGUCCAUUGUCUAUUUUGAGUCCGCCAUUCUUUCCAAAGAAGACGACAAGGAAUAUUAUGGGAUGGUUGAAUAUUGGUAUUCUUUUUGGCAGUAUUUAAGUGCAUUGUAUGAUGAGGAGGAAAAGACAUUCACAAAGGAUACGGAAAACACAUCGCAAUUGUAUGAUUUAUAUCAACAAUGGUACUCUAAAUGGCAACAAUAUGUGCCUUGGAAUGAUGAAAGGAAGAAGGAGACAUUCCAUGCCGUUGAAUAUUUUCCUUUUCAAUUUCCUCGAUGGAUAUAUUAUGUUCAUCAAAUAGGAUUGUAUGAAAGCAACAACAUUCGUCCAUUUUACAUCGUUGGUUAACCCAUUUUCGACCUAUUCAAAUAGAAAAGGAAUGGUUGAGUGCAUUGCA